Molecule: messenger RNA, 2461 nt
Organism: Cucumis sativus (cucumber)
Lineage: Eukaryota; Viridiplantae; Streptophyta; Magnoliopsida; Cucurbitales; Cucurbitaceae
Product: ascorbate transporter, chloroplastic
Exons: 11
Coding region: 249-2051 (600 amino acids)
Biological process (GO): transmembrane transport
Molecular function (GO): transmembrane transporter activity
Source: RefSeq, a predicted model, not a curated record
AGGAGGGAGAAAUAGAAAACAGAAAAAGGAAUAUUAUUAUGAAUCUCUAAAAUCAGAAACCACUGCUUUAUCUUCUACAGUUCGAAGAACGUCAGAGCCUUGCAGGCUACAGGUUGAGCGACGGAUUUUACGAUAAUCUUUUCAACCUUAGCUUCAACCAUGCGCUCUGUUCUUCAUCUACAACAGCGCUUCUCUUGAGUUUGAGUAGCUUACUUCAGUUUUUCUUCCUUUUUUUUUUCCUGUUGGAAAUGGCCAUCGGCAGCUUGGUUUCUAAUCGGAACCUCGGUUCCUUCGUUGGCUCAGGAAAAGUGUGCAAGACAGAAAAAGCUUCGUCUCACCACGGAGUAGAACGUUCAGUUAUUUUUGCAGCUCAAUAUGGCCAACCAAACUUGUUUUCUAGAAAGUCAAUUGGUUUGAGAUUAAAUAGUUCUUCUCCUAAGAUCGCAUGUUCCACUUUUCUUCAAUCUAUAACUCGAGAUGGAAAGCUUUUCAAGCCGCUGGGAGUUUGUACAGAUGAAACUGCUGGACCAAGAUUGCCAUUUAUCAAAAGUACCAUCACUUGGCCAAGAAGAAAAUGCAGAUGUUAUCCUCAGUGUACUAGUGCUUGCAUUCUAACGAAUGGUCCUAGUUGGCUGCAAUGCCAAAAGUCUCAGUAUGUUAAGGUCGACCGAACUUCUGCUAAUUACAAGUCAAAUGACUUUGAUAUGACAAAAGGAGAUGUGGAUGCAUUGGCAUUGGCAGAGGGGUCAGGUGAUGCAUUUUUUAUGGAAGAAAAUGAGCAGAUAGUAUCACCUUGGUGGGAGAGUUUUCCAAAGCGCUGGGUGAUUGUAUUGCUUUGUUUUUUCUCCUUUCUUCUAUGCAAUAUGGACCGUGUGAACAUGAGUAUUGCCAUACUCCCAAUGUCGAAAGAAUUUAAUUGGAAUAGUGCAACAGUUGGCUUGAUCCAGUCAUCUUUUUUCUGGGGCUAUCUUCUAACGCAGAUUGUUGGAGGGAUAUGGGCAGACAAAAUUGGUGGGAAGCUUGUGUUGGGUUUUGGAGUAGUAUGGUGGUCAAUAGCAACUAUAUUGACUCCAAUUGCUGCAAAAAUUGGGCUUCCUUUUCUGCUUAUGAUGCGUGCUUUCAUGGGGAUUGGUGAGGGUGUUGCUAUGCCUGCAAUGAACAAUAUUAUAUCAAAGUGGAUUCCCGUAUCAGAGAGAAGCAGAUCACUUGCACUAGUCUAUAGUGGCAUGUAUCUCGGUUCAGUAACGGGAUUGGCUUUCUCACCAAUCUUAAUUCACAAAUUUGGAUGGCCAUCUGUGUUUUACUCAUUUGGAUCUCUCGGAAGUAUAUGGUUUGCUCUGUGGCUGACAAAAGCAUAUAGCUCUCCAAAAGAAGAUCCAGGUCUCAGUGCGAAGGAAAAAAAGAUUAUCUUUGAUGGAAGCAUUUCGAAGGAACCCGUGAAAGUUAUUCCCUGGAAAUUAAUUUUAUCAAAAGCACCUGUGUGGGCUCUCAUAAUCUCCCACUUCUGUCAUAAUUGGGGAACCUUCAUUCUGUUGACUUGGAUGCCCACAUACUAUAAUCAGGUUCUGAAGUUCAACCUCACCGAAUCUGGACUCUUCUGUGUUCUGCCAUGGUUGACCAUGGCUGUUUUUGCAAACAUCGGUGGAUGGAUUGCAGACACACUAGUGAGCAGAGGGUUUUCCAUCACUACGGUUCGAAAGAUCAUGCAAUCUAUUGGAUUUCUGGGACCAGCAUUUUUCCUUACUCAGCUGAGCCAUGUUAGAACACCUGCUAUGGCAGUAUUGUGCAUGGCAUGCAGUCAGGGAUCUGAUGCAUUUUCACAAUCCGGACUCUACUCCAAUCACCAAGACAUUGGACCGCGAUAUGCUGGAGUCUUGUUGGGAUUAUCAAACACCGCCGGCGUCCUCGCUGGUGUCUUCGGUACAGCUGCAACCGGAUUCAUACUCCAACGAGGUUCAUGGGACGACGUAUUCAAGGUGUCAGUGGCAUUGUAUAUCAUAGGCACAUUAGUCUGGAAUAUCUUUGCAACGGGAGAAAAAAUUCUUGAUUGAAUAGGAAGAUUUUGUAAAUGGAAAAAGAAGGAUGCUUUCUUCCGCUGAUAAACAGAACCAAUAUUCUGUGGCUAAAUUAGUAAAUUUAAUGGAAGGAAAAAGCAGGCAGGCAAGUCUGAACAACAAGAAAAAUCCCCCAAUUUUUCUUUUUCCAUAAAGUUGUUGAUGCCUUAACAACAACAGCUUCAAUAAAAAGGGGAGAAACAAAAAAACAAAAAAGAGAGAUAGAUAAAGAAAAAAAAAAAUCUACAUACAAAUUCUGUCCUUGUAUAUUGAAGUUUUUUAUUCCCCUUGAAAGUGUUUUGCAUAAAACUACACGAGUAGUAGGAAAAUUUAAUUGUUAUUUGUCCUCUUUUGUAUUGCUAUUGGAAGCUUUUCCCCGACAUCACAUAGACAUUCUAAUUUCUACC